AUGUCUCUCUCUGAUCGAGCUACAAAUUCUGAAAAGGCCGGCCAAGACUUGCUCAUAUGGAAGGUUUUACUUGAUCUAUGGGACCAAGAGACCAAUCCCUCUGGAAUUGUCAGUUUGGGCGUCGCCGAAAACAGGCUGAUGCAUGACACUCUCUCAAAACACAUCCACGACAAUCUGACGCUGUCCAACCAUGCAUUUACUUAUGGCGAUGGCGCGUCCGGGUCCAACCACAUAAAGAAGGCCAUGUCUCGUUUUCUCAACAAGCACCUCAAACCUGUAACGCCGAUUGUCCCCGCUCACAUCUCUGUCACGAAUGGAUGCAGCUCUGUGAUUGAGCAUCUUUCGUGGGCGUUUGCCAAUCCCGGUGAUGGAUUCCUCCUAGGACAGCCAUAUUACGGCACCUUUAUCGAGGACUUGACUGCACGAACAGGCGCAAAGGUUGUCCGAGUGCCUUUUCAUGAUGUCGAUCCUUUGAGUGAAAACGCAGUCGCCAAGUACGAAGAGGCGCUGAAGCAAGCAGAGACCAGCGGGACGAAAGUGGCUGGUUUAGUUCUUUGCAACCCUCAUAACCCUCUUGGGCGUUGCUAUAGCCGCGAUGCCAUCGUCGGGCUUUUAAAACUCUGCGAGAAAUACCAGAUUCACUUCAUCAGCGAUGAGAUUUAUGCCUUGUCCGUUUGGGACAAUACAGUCGAUACUGAUGUUCCGCUUCAGCCGUUUACAUCUUGCCUCAGCAUCGAUCCCGCUGGCAUCAUCGAUCCUUCUCGAGUCCAUGUCAUCUGGGGCAUGUCCAAGGAUUUCGGGGCCAACGGCAUUCGAGUGGGCGCCCUCAUCUCACAGGCCAACCCGUCAUUGCACGCUGCGCUGAUUCCCGUCAACCUCUAUAGCUCCGUAUCAUCCGUCUCGGAUCAUGUCACGGCUAACAUUCUUGAGGAUGAUGCUUGGGUUGAGGCUUACAUUGCUGAGAAUAGGAGAAGGCUUGCGGAGCAGUACAGGGCAGUCACCUCAUGGGCCAAGGAGAACAACAUCACAUAUCGACCCGGUGUUAACGCUGCUUUCUUCCUGUGGGUGGACUUGGGAAGUGCAUAUAAAUCACUACAUCCCAACGCUGAGACGGACGACUUGAACAAGACAAUAGCCACUGCGUUGCUCAAGCACAAGAUAUUUUUGGCGUCUGGGACAGCGUUUGGAUCAGAAGAACCCGGCUGGUUCCGAAUUGUGUUUUCGCACCCAGGAUACUAUCUGCAGGAAGGCCUGAAGAGAGUAAGCAAAGCGCUGGCUGAGCUAUGA
Messenger RNA from Trichoderma aggressivum f. europaeum, 1287 nucleotides. RefSeq lists its product as uncharacterized. The record is from RefSeq and is a predicted model, not a curated record. Bases 1 to 1287 code for a protein of 428 amino acids. NCBI's taxonomy places the organism in Eukaryota, Fungi, Ascomycota, Sordariomycetes, Hypocreales, Hypocreaceae. Gene Ontology annotation, biological process: biosynthetic process; amino acid metabolic process. Gene Ontology annotation, molecular function: transaminase activity; pyridoxal phosphate binding. The transcript has a single exon.